CCGGUGGGGUGGGCGUGGCUAUGAGCGACGUCGAGCGCAGGAAGGAGCCGUACGUGGUGCGGAUAGAACUGGCCUGAGACGCGUGAGUGCUGACAGCGGCCUGGAGACAGUCUGCACACAGUGGUCUGCUAUAAACGUGACGGGAACAAGGUUGCGUCCUGAUUUUUGCCACCAUGUACUGCCUGCAAUGGCUUCUCCCUGUGCUCCUGAUUCCUAAGCCGCUGAAUCCGGCUCUUUGGUUUAAUCAUUCAAUGUUCAUGGGGUUUUAUCUACUGAGCUUCUUACUUGAGAGAAAACCCUGCACUAUAUGUGCUUUGGUCUUCCUUGGUGCCCUCUUCCUCAUAUGCUACAGCUGCUGGGGCAACUGCUUCUUGUACCACUGUGAUGAUAACCAGCUGCCUGAAUCUGCCCAUGACCCAGCUGUUGUGGGCACAUAGACUGUCAAACCCAUGCUUAGUCCUGUGGAGUACUGCAUUCUGCCACUAUGGGAAUGUCUUGUCCCGCAGAAUGCUGCUUUUCUACCAGAGAACUGUAACUGUGGCAGCCUGCACCGGUGUGAGUCAAGACAGGGACCUCAAGAACUUCAUCUUAAACACUGCUAAGAAGAGGACCCUUCUAUCAAUUGGCUGCAGACAUUGGACUUCUGCUGCUUCCUUCGAGGUCUACUUUUAAGACUUUGGUGUUAACCAGCCAGCAAGGGGUCAUCAUCAGCAAUAGCACCAGCCCCUUUAUUAUUGGGAUGAAUGGUGGGAGGGAGCUUUUAAUUGUCUGUAUUUUGGGUCAUUUGCUUCUCUGCUCGUUUGAUUUUUUUUAUUUUUUUUUUAACCAUGUUUAAUUCUCCUACACGUGAAUAUUUCUUCUCACUACACAGUCCUAUAUGAAGGCAACGGUUCUGUAUUAUUGCUAAGCACAGGUCACUUUUCAGCCCAUAUUUAUAAAGGUGGGCCACAGGAUACCUUGCUGGAGAAAGAGGGCAUACUGCUUGCAUUAUAUCAGGCACGUGGAAACGGUUAUCAGGAGGUCCAAAUAGGCCACAUCAAUUUCUGUCUAACUUUUCAUUUAAAGGAGCCAAAAUACAAACCCAGAGGUUGAAGAAUCCUGAUUGUUUACUUCCUUAAAAAAAAAUUGGCAGGGUUUGGUAAUCCCGAAAGAGGUGCUGAAAGAAUCAAAUCAUGAAAUGCUCAGCCACUUUCCCAAAUCCUUUUUAUUCAAAUUUUUUUCGUGUUGGAAAAAAAUAUGUCUGAAUAAAGUUGUUCAAACUUAAA
This is a messenger RNA of Pelobates fuscus (common spadefoot toad), 1265 nucleotides long. It is a transcript of the gene BLCAP, whose product is annotated as BLCAP apoptosis inducing factor. The transcript has 2 exons. NCBI's taxonomy places the organism in Eukaryota, Metazoa, Chordata, Amphibia, Anura, Pelobatidae. The record is from RefSeq and is a predicted model, not a curated record. The coding region runs from base 174 to 437 and encodes 87 amino acids.